UUGUACAAAACAAAAAGGAGGAGGUGCAACAUUAUAUAAUCUGAAAUUAUAUCAUAUACUUAUAUGUUACAUAUCUUUCCAAGUUUUUUGUAAAUCCGACAAAAUAGCGUCCAAAAUGCAAGGCGUGAGCGCUCCUCGGGAGUCUGCUCCUGUUUUAAGUACGAGUUCCACUAUACUCAAUAUGAGAGAAAAAGAGAAAUACAUCGAAGAAUUUGAUUUCCCAUUUUGUGACGAAUCUUCUAAAUACGAAAAAGUUGCUAAAAUUGGACAAGGAACAUUCGGAGAAGUUUUCAAAGCACGAGCCAGGAACAGUAAUAAAAAAUUUGUGGCCAUGAAAAAAGUGUUGAUGGACAACGAAAAGGAAGGAUUUCCUAUAACAGCCCUUCGUGAGAUUAAAAUCUUACAACUACUUAAACAUGAUAAUGUCGUUAAUCUCAUAGAAAUAUGUAGAACAAAAGCCACUCUUCACAAUAAAUAUAGAUCUACAUUCUAUUUAGUAUUUGACUUUUGUGAGCAUGACUUAGCCGGUCUCCUGUCUAAUGUUAAUGUAAAGUUUAGCUUAGGGGAAAUUAAAAAGGUCAUGCAGCAGUUGCUGAAUGGACUUUACUACAUACAUAGCAAUAAAAUAUUGCAUAGAGAUAUGAAAGCUGCCAAUGUACUUAUUACAAAAAAUGGAAUUUUAAAAUUGGCAGAUUUUGGUCUGGCAAGGGCAUUCAGCAUUGCGAAGUCUGGACAAGCCAAUAAAUAUACAAACAGAGUUGUGACAUUGUGGUACAGGCCUCCUGAAUUGUUGUUAGGUGACCGCAACUAUGGCCCUCCAGUGGACAUGUGGGGUGCUGGUUGUAUUAUGGCUGAAAUGUGGACUCGAUCACCUAUUAUGCAGGGUCCCACGGAACAGCAACAGCUCAUAUUAAUAUCUCAGCUGUGUGGAUCAUGUACACCGGACGUUUGGCCCGGAGUUGAGAACUUAGAUCUCUACAAUAAAAUGGAGCUACCUAAAGGGCAGAAGAGAAAAGUUAAGGAAAGACUGAAACCUUACGUCAAGGAUCCCUAUGGAUGUGAUUUACUGGACAAAUUGUUACAAUUGGACCCUGCUAAAAGGUAUGAUGCCGACACGGCUUUGAAUCAUGAUUUCUUCUGGAUGGAUCCAAUGCCAUGUGAUCUUGCGAACAUGUUGGCGCAGCACACGCAGAGUAUGUUUGAGUAUUUGGCACCACCGCGCAGGCCGGGCCACCUGAGACACCACCACCACGUGCCAGGAGCUCAGCCUAAACCCGCCCAGCCACCUCAGGACUCGGGCUAUCAGGAUAGAGUCUUUUAGGUCCGCAUAAUAGCAUUUCUAAAAUGUUCCACAUAGUAAUGCUGAGCAAAAGCAAAAGACCAAGUGGUCGCUAUCUAUUCAUUAUGUGACGUUUUAACAACUAUUUAACAACUCACAUACCGGGUUUGUUUUUGAUUUCAUAUUAAGUAUACUGCUACUUGCUGCUAAGAAGAACUUAAUAUUAUGUACUUUCUUUAAAAAUAAAAACAUAGCUUACAUGUCGGAUUACGUA
This is a messenger RNA of Aricia agestis (brown argus), 1553 nucleotides long. RefSeq names its product cyclin-dependent kinase 9 (gene Cdk9). Gene Ontology annotation, molecular function: ATP binding; cyclin-dependent protein serine/threonine kinase activity. The coding region runs from base 116 to 1321 and encodes 401 amino acids. The record is from RefSeq and is a predicted model, not a curated record. Gene Ontology annotation, biological process: protein phosphorylation. The transcript is spliced from 5 exons. Gene Ontology annotation, cellular component: nucleus. NCBI's taxonomy places the organism in Eukaryota, Metazoa, Arthropoda, Insecta, Lepidoptera, Lycaenidae.